Molecule: messenger RNA, 1468 nt
Organism: Impatiens glandulifera
Lineage: Eukaryota; Viridiplantae; Streptophyta; Magnoliopsida; Ericales; Balsaminaceae
Product: E3 ubiquitin-protein ligase RDUF2-like
Exons: 2
Coding region: 1-1290 (429 amino acids)
Biological process (GO): protein ubiquitination
Cellular component (GO): cytoplasm
Molecular function (GO): ubiquitin protein ligase activity
Source: RefSeq, a predicted model, not a curated record
AUGAGUGAAGAACUGGAGGUUGGAGAGGAAGAGGGAAAUCCGGCGGCGAAAACAAUGUUGCAAAAGCUUUCUUCUUUGUCUCUCUAUUUCUCUAUCGCUAACGCUAUCUUCUCCUCCAGAACGCCAUUUCCAAUUCUCUGCGAUCUUGAUUUCUCUGCAAUUGUUUUCAAUCUCGAUCGAGUUUCAGAUCUGUUCGUAAUCCAUACUAAGAAUCGAAUUUCAUCCAUGGCUUCUUACUGGUGCUAUAGAUGCACUCGUUUCAUUAGGGUUCCAGCUGAACACAAUCUCGUCUGUCCCUUCUGCGAUGCUGGAUUCAUCGAGGUCGUAAACUCCACACCUGGCGCCGCUGUUCGUACCUCCAAUCUGAGAUUCCGCCAUAGUAGCCGUAACCCAGGAGGAGGAGGAGGAGGAGGAGGAGGUGAACGAUCGUCUUUCAAUCCUGUCAUCGUUUUACGUGGUCCUGCUGAUGGAGGAGGUGGCGAUAGGAAUUUCGAGCUGUAUUAUCAUGAUGGUGCUGGAUCUGAUCUUCAACCGCUGCCGGCAGCUAUUUCUGAGUUCUUAAUGGGAUUAGGGUUUGAUCGGUUACUUGAACAGCUUGAACAGGUUGAAACGAAUGUGAUUGGUGGUCGGCAUGAUAUGCCUCCUGCUUCAAAAGAAUCGAUUGAAUCGAUGCCUAUAGUUGAAAUUGGAGAUAGUCAUAUCUCUUCUGAAUCGUGUUGUCCUGUUUGUAAGGAUGAUUUUGAGAUUGGUUCUUCUGCUAGGGAAAUGCCAUGUAAACACAUUUAUCAUUCUGAUUGUAUCCUUCCAUGGUUGUCUCUUCACAAUUCAUGUCCUGUCUGUCGCCAUGAACUUCCAGCGGAUUCCAAUUUGAGCGUGCCUCAACCUUCAGCUGAAGGAGCUGAAGGCGCUGAAGGAGAAGCGAUAGGUCUGACUAUAUGGAGAUUACCCGGGGGAGGAUUUGCUGUAGGUAGAUUCAGCGGUGAAAGAAGAAUAGGGGGUCGUGAGGUUCCUGUUGUAUACACUGAAAUGGACGGUGGAUUCAGUAACAAUGGUGGUGGUGUUCCGAUUGCGAGAAGGAUUUCUCCUACUUCAAUGAGAGAUCUUUCGAGAGAAGGUGGAGGUGGUGGUGGUGGUGGUUUCAGCAGGUCGAUUCGCAAUAUGUUCUCAUCUAUUGGAAGACGGCUUUGGACAUCGAAUUCGGGUGAAUCAUUCAAUGCAAGAUGGAAUCCUUCUGGUUCAGUCUUCAGCAGGCAAAGAAGGUUAAACAGAGCCAUGCUACUUGAAGACUAAGACAGGAUAUUGGUUGGUAAAUGUACAUAUAAAUAUUUAUGCAAUUUUCCCCUUCUUUUUAGUAUGAACAAGUAAUAUAAUAAUUGAUAGUUUCAACUUUCAUAUCAAUUUCUUUGCAAAGAUUGAAUCUUUAUUGAUCAAAUAUUUUGAUUUUGAUUUUGAAAGCACAAUUCCCAUA